Messenger RNA from Chlamydomonas reinhardtii, 1071 nucleotides. RefSeq lists its product as uncharacterized. Lineage: Eukaryota; Viridiplantae; Chlorophyta; Chlorophyceae; Chlamydomonadales; Chlamydomonadaceae. The transcript has 6 exons. The coding region runs from base 82 to 720 and encodes 212 amino acids. The record is from RefSeq and is a predicted model, not a curated record.
UACGUCGACAUCUGAGUAAGCCUGCCCCGCGUAAAGUUUUCCCUCGCCAGCAGGCUCUAGACCCGCCUCGACAACCUGACGAUGGCGCCCCCACCGCGACUACUGACGCCGCUGUCGCUAUCUCUGGUGCUUCUGGCGCCACUGCUGCUGGUGCCGCCGCCUGCUGCGAACGCUGCCCUGCUGCCAGCAGCCGCACUCGGCACAGUGCCGUCGUCCGGGCAGGCAACAGUCCAGCAACAGCCGCUGCCUCAGCCGCACCAGCACCAGCAGGGGAGCCAGGGAAGCUUCUGGUUCCGGACCCUCCGCUCUGCGGGUGGUCUGCGGCGGCUGCUGAUGCCGCCCGUGCCGCCGCAGUGCGCCUACACCGGCUUCAACAUGCAGAUGCAGUGUAACGGCGACCUGAUGAACUUCACCAGUGAGCUGGUGGGCAAGCCGACCAACGACCUGGCGUCACUGGCGCCCACGCUGCCCCUGGAGCGGCUGGCGGACUACCUGGACAAGCGCACCACGCCCCCCUCUGCCCAGUGCUGCGAGGCAGCCGGCGCCUUCAUAAACCUGUACUGCCUCUGCGCCCCGGCCAUGCGCGACGAGUUUGAGGAGUUUGUGCAGUGGGACCAGCUGCGGACGGUCGCCAGCUAUUUGAGCAAGAACUGUGGGCAGGUCAACCGCCCGAUUCCCGUGGUUUACAUGGACGACAAUUGCCCGGAGCACCCAAUCUAGAGAGUCGCAUGGCUGCUGGCGGCCUGCUAGUCGCAAAUUCACGUGUUCAGAGGCGCUGUGCAUGAGGAGGCAGGCGCGCUGGAAGUUGAUAGGUUGGUAUCGGCGAUGCUUUACAGUGCAAUUGUAUGUUUCUAUGUUGCAGCCUGAUGGGCGCGCUUGGCGGCGGUGACAAAAGGCGGUGGCAAAGGGGGUGGGGGCGCUGUAUGUUGACGAACGAGGGGGAAGAGGCAAAUGGCAGCAGUGGAGGUACCCGCGGGUCUGCAGUUCGAGUGUUCCGGCUUGGCAAUCUGGGUAAGGCGAAUUUCGGUUGCUUCAUCCUUGUUAGAGUAGAAUGGGUCUUGAGAGCUCCCG